Messenger RNA from Trichomycterus rosablanca, 2776 nucleotides. Its product is annotated as AP-4 complex accessory subunit RUSC2. Gene Ontology annotation, cellular component: cytoplasmic vesicle. Lineage: Eukaryota; Metazoa; Chordata; Actinopteri; Siluriformes; Trichomycteridae. The record is from RefSeq and is a predicted model, not a curated record.
AUGGCUUUGAGGAACACCAAGAGGUGCCAAGAGUGUAGCAGACUUCUUAAGAUAUUAAAUAUGGACCUUUCGGGGACUUCCGAAAAACGUGAAGAAAUCACAACCCUAUCAGAUUCAGGGUUGCAAUUCUGCAGGGCAAGCAAGAGCACUCUGAUAUUAAUGGACUGUGAUGAGCGAGACUGGGGCGAGAAGGAAAGUCGUGAGAAACCUGAGAGCCAGAACUACGCCUACCAGAUCGAUUCCAUCAGCGACUCUUCCUGCAACAGUUCAGACGGGGUGCUGGUCAACUUCAGUGCCAUUUACAACAAAACGAACAACGCAGUCCCUGCUACACCCGAAGAUUUGGACAGUCCUGCCAGGCAGUCCCAGGAAUCAGGGUCGACAUCUCAGAGUUACCUCCCACAAUCCUGCUCGCCUCCUUACAGAUUUGAUUCAAACUGCAACAUCUACCAAACGGACGAUGAUGGGUCGUCAAUGUCUGAUCUUGACGUCUGUUUGCAAAGCCGAAUCAGGCGAUUGAGUCCCCAAAAUAAUUAUUACAAGCUGGUGACUUGUGACCUGUCACCUCAAUCCACUAUGAGUCCCGAAUGGUCACCAGUUACCAGUUCUUCAGAACCUCACAGCCAAGAAAGCUGGACACACGAGGAAUACAUCCUCUUUAAAGAACCAAAGGAGGAACAGGAACAGGUGGAUAAAAUAGAAACAAGCAACCUUCAGGUAUGUAGCCCAAAAAUGGCAUCAGUAAUGCAGAACAUCUCACAGACCAUCCAGAACCCAAAACAACCCCCCGUUAGGAGGACAGAACAACCUGGACUCACCCUGAAUUCACCCAUAAACCAGAAGUGGAAGUCAUUGGAAGUGGAACACCAAGAGAAAGUACAGAGACCCACCUUUUUACCCAUCCAAACCUUCGUCCUUCAACCACCAUCAAGAAACCAGUCUAGUACAGCUCUGGUGUCUCUGCUAGACCAGUACAUGAGCCACAGGCAAGGGAAAAGCAAAGAGUUGUCCAGCCAUGUCGAACCUUCACCUUCUGGCAGCUUCUCUUCCAUCAAUCUCCAAGUAGCAUCUAGUUCGGACUCCUGCUCCACCUGCACUCCGACCCCAAUUCAGCCUCCAUCAUGGCCGCACUGGUCCAGACUCAACCCACAGCUCUAUCAAACCCACCCAGAAAGAGACCAAAGUCUAGAAGAUCUAGAUGAAGACCUGCAUGAGAAGAAUUUGAGUCUUUUCUCCACCCUAGAACAAGCUCCUCCAGCUCCUAAACAAGCCUGGACCUUUCCUGAAGAAUGUUUACAGGAGCUUUCUCGUGAGCUAACGUGCUCCAUUCAGACUCCUCCAGAAAGAAGAAUCCAGAAGAACUUUAGUCUCCAUCACUGUAUGUCGUGUUCAGUUGUUAAAUCAGCCAGCUCCUUGACCCUUAAUGCGUCCAUAUCUCAGCCUGGUACUGAACGAAGACACCAGUGGUCCUUCGAUGCUCCUCAACAAGCUACGACCAACAAGGAACCCAAAACCAUUGCUGAACACCACAGUUUUCAUGAUCUGCUGAAAGCUGUGAGCUCAGCUGUUGAUUUGAUCACGGAUCAUUUUAACUCCGGCAAAGACCCACAAGAGAAGAUCAGACUGGGGAGCAGCUCGCUGUGUCCCAGAGUUAGUGAGCUGGUCCUGGAUCAGCUCUGUCCUGCUCUCCGAACUCUUCUUCAGGACGGGCUGAGAUCCUUCAAGCCGGAUUUGAUUGUUGGACGACGACGUAUAAAACUGUGGAGUGUGGUGGAGGCUUCGACUCAGCCAGGUACUUCCAGCCGUGUUCUGUACAGUCUGGUCUCAGUUGUUUGGAAAUGCUCAGAGUUAAGCAGCCACAGUAUGAGACUAAACGCUUUCAUCCUCGGCCUACUGAACUUAUCUGCUUUGGAGUUUUGGUUUCAUCACUUGCACACGUGUGCAGACGUGAUCGGAGAGUUCUACCAUCCAUGGGCUUUCCUCUCUCUGUCUCGUGACUCCUGUAACCCUCUGUUUCGAGAUCUUCUCAUCCUGUUACAGCCGCUGUCCCAGUUACCCUUCGACCUCCACCUGCUUUCUGAGUCCAGACUACAGAGCAGACAGGAACUAAAUCAUCCAUCCAUCCAACAUCUGAGACCUCGUUCUCUUUCAGGCUGCUACUUUCUACCAACGCCAAGACUCGGAGGCCCCGAAACACCCAAACUGGAGAAGGAAUCUCCAAAUAAAAGCCAGAAGAACAUCAGCCAGAACCUCCGAAGCUGUGUGGUUGGGUUAUCUAGCUGCAGAGAUGAUGAGCGGAGGUCUGAUUCUGUAGAACUUUCAGAGAAAAAACGUGCUGGAUGGUGGCUCAACCAGAACCCAAUCAAUGAAGAUGUGGUAGUGUGUUCAGGAGUGAAAUAUAAUCAGAUCCUGGCUCAAAACGAGGAAGACGAGCCACCAAAAGACCUGCGCUGGACUCGAUUAUUCGGUUCUGGGAUCAAGACGCCAACGAUGGUGAAAAGUGCAGGAGAAAGUACCGUCCAGACCCAGAGAACCAGGCCUCCUUCUCAGUGGCUCAAACUCGGAGCAUCAAAGCUGGAUCAACUGGUGCAGACAGUCUGGAGGAGAGAAAUCAGCACAACCGUAUAGAGAUGAGAACCAGAACCCAACCACAGCCAAACCACAACCUAAAGACAACCCAACCACCACUCAUCUAUAACUCAGCCACAACCCAACCACCACUCAUCUAUAACUCAGCCACAACCCAACCACCACUCAUCUAUAACUCAGCCACAAC